Messenger RNA from Dicentrarchus labrax (European seabass), 1206 nucleotides. RefSeq names its product solute carrier family 13 member 1-like. NCBI's taxonomy places the organism in Eukaryota, Metazoa, Chordata, Actinopteri, Moronidae. Gene Ontology annotation, cellular component: membrane. Gene Ontology annotation, molecular function: sodium:sulfate symporter activity. Gene Ontology annotation, biological process: monoatomic anion transmembrane transport. The record is from RefSeq and is a predicted model, not a curated record.
AGAAUGCUGAAGCGGCUAAGAAGAUGGCUGAACUAUCACAACGACGCCCUGAUCGCUCUUACACCACUGCUGCUGCUUCCUCUUCCUCUUGUCAUUGGGACAAAGGAGGCAGAAUGUGCCUUUGUUAUGCUGCUGAUGGUGACGUUCUAGGUGACAGAGGUAAUUCAUCUGUCUAUGACUAUGGCCAUGCUCCCCGUCAUGUUUGGCAUCAUGAAGUCCUCAGAUGUGGUGAAUGAGUACUUUAAAGACUUCCACUUCUUGCUGAGGCUCGUCACCAUGGUGGGAGUCAACCCUACAUGUGUUCAUCUUAUGAGCAGAAAGCAUCCAGAUGUUCGUCAAGAGACCUUAAGCUGUGUUCAGAUACAGACAGCAUCACAGCCCGCUGCACAUCAGGCUGCUGGAUGUCAGCCUGCAGCUCCCAGCAGGAGUAAACAGGACCUGAUGAUUUGUAAAACAAUGUGCAUCAGCGUUGCCUACUCCUCCAUCAUAGGAGGCAUCAGCACGCUGCCCGGCACGUCGCCCAACCUCAUCUUCUCUGAGUACCUCAACCAGAUUUACCCAAACUGCAACUGCAUUAACCUCGGGAACUGGCUGCUGUUGUGCCUGCCCAUUAGUGUUAUCAUGCUGCUGCUGACACGGAUAUGGCUCUACUCCUUCAUCGGCUCAGACUUCAUGUUCCUGUGGCGAUGUGGAGGAGAGCAGUCUGAGAGAGAGAAAGCCACAAAAGAAGUGAUAGAAGAUGAGUACAGGUUGCAGGAACCCAUGAGUUCUCAGGAGCUCUUCACUGGGGUGGUUUUCCUGGUGAUGGUGUUGUUGUGGUAAUGUAAUUGCUGGUGCCACUUGGUUCGGCCUAAUUCCUCUGUUCUUCUUCUGAACGCCACCGUGGCUCUGCUGAUGGGCCUCCUCUUCUUCAUCGUACCUGCCUAUGGACCCUCCAAAUAUGAGGCCAUGAUCUCCUAGUUCCAGGCCUCCAUGCCAUGCAAAGUGGCCCUGCUGGUUGGUGGAGGCUUCGCACGAGCUGAAGGGACAGAGGAUUCGGGCCUGUCUUUGUGGGUGGCCGAACUGCUGAUGCCUCUGGGUGAUCUGCCAGUCUUGGCCACGGUCAGAGUCUCCUGCAUAAUCGUCACCAUGGUAACAAAGGUGGCCAGCAAUGCCGCCACCAUCACCAGCUUCCUCCAGAUCCUCUCUCCUCUGGUAGAUUCAUAG